AUGUACAGGUACGAGCUGGUACAGCCUGGGGACCACGUGUGGGGUGUACCCCUCUCGGACGGCAAUUGGACGGGGAUGCUGGGUAUGCUGCAGCGGGAGGAGGUAGAAUUUGCGCUCGGGCCCUUUGGUGUGACGGCUUCAAGGGAGACCGUGUGUGAUUUCUCGGUACCUGUCAAGACGGAGAACAGUGCCAUCCUGGUGGAACGGCCCACCCAGGAGAGUGACAUGGCCGGCUUCUUGAAACCUUUUACUCCCUCGGUGUGGUUCCUGAUUUUGGCGAGUAUGGUGGCCAUCUUCGUAGGCUUUGCGGGUGUGAUGUGGGUGGAGGGACGCCUCUUCCGCCAGCGACCUAAGAACCCUGUCUCCACCUCGGCUCUUUGGGUCAUGAAGGCUUUCACCCAGGAAGGCACUGAGUGGCUACCUAAGACAGACGGGAGCCGCUUGGUGGUGACGACUUGGCUGUUGGCGUCGCUGGUGUUCAUGUCCUCCUACAGCGGCAUCCUGACGGCCAUGCUGACUGUGCCUCGGGUCACCAUCCCGAUAAACUCCAUGUUGGACCUCGUUUCUCAGAAUGAUAUGCCUUGGCGCCUUGAGUCUGGCUCCUGGAUGCUUCAGUACUUUCAGGAAGCACCAGACGGAAUCCGUCAGAAGAUCUACGAGGGGCACACAGGCACCUUCCCAGAUUGUUGGGCGGCCAGGGAGCCCAUUUCCAAGGGGAAGUACGCCGCUCUCUGCGACCAUACCACCAUGAAGAAGGCCAUGUCCUGGGACUUCAGCUCUAGUGGACAGUGCCACCUGUACAUAUCCAGGGAAGUUGUCCACAGCUUCAACCUGGCUGUCGCUUUCAAGACCAACUCCCGCUACAAAGACGCCGGCGACUACUGGAGAGUGAAGGAGUCUGGGAUCCUGGACAUGUGGUUGGAGAAUGAGAUCGUCAACACGUCUCAGUGCCUCAAGCCGCCCUCUGCCGACCUGUCUUCUCAAAACAUCUCUGCUCUCGACCUAGAGUCCUACAUGGGUCCGAUAUUGAUAAUGGGUGCAGGACCAAAUUAA
This is a messenger RNA of Homarus americanus (American lobster), 1053 nucleotides long. RefSeq names its product glutamate receptor ionotropic, delta-2-like. The transcript is spliced from 8 exons. The record is from RefSeq and is a predicted model, not a curated record. Gene Ontology annotation, molecular function: glutamate-gated receptor activity. The coding region runs from base 1 to 1053 and encodes 350 amino acids. Gene Ontology annotation, cellular component: membrane. Lineage: Eukaryota; Metazoa; Arthropoda; Malacostraca; Decapoda; Nephropidae.